This is a messenger RNA of Amoebophrya sp. A120, 1182 nucleotides long. The record is from the annotation of a GenBank genome assembly. NCBI's taxonomy places the organism in Eukaryota, Dinophyceae, Syndiniales, Amoebophryaceae.
GGUGCAGCACGUUCUUUCGUUCUUGUUUGUUGCAUGUACCGUCGCACUUCUAAAGCUCAAAUUGAACCUCUGAUCUGGGAACCAAACAGCAGCGGUGGCAAUCGGUUCUCGUCUAUAGGACAAAAAAGAUGGCAGCGGAUGUGCUUGUCGGCCGAGCAGGUUGCAGUCGUGCACGCAGCAGCCGACGAUUUCCGGCUAGCUUCUGUUUUUGCGCGACAAUCAUCAUACAGUUACUAAAUUUCUCAAGCAUUUUCUCUCCUAUCGAAGCCGUGACGCUCUUCACUCACCUGCAGACGAGAAAGGAAAUAACCGGAGCCAACGCUGUCGCCGAGAACAAGAGCAGCAGAACCAGGCUGUUAGAGCAGAAAUGUUCCCAGCUGGGCUACAUCCACCCAAAUCCCUGUCACUGUCACUGUCCGAAUUGCCCCGACCCGAAAUACAAGGAACCCGCCGCGUGCCCCCCGGCCACCGAACCGCCGCCGCCCCCGCCGCCGGAGCGUCCGGGGAUGCCGCCGCCGGAUGAACUGGCACCGCUGCCAAAAGUUCCGCCGCUGCCAGCGCAGAUCAGCGAGGCAGUCAACCUGUUUCAACUGCAGUUAAACGCCUUCUGUGCCGGGCCGCCGGACCCCCGGGAGUGCGUGUGCAACUGCCCACCGUGCGACCACUGGGAACCGAAGUUACCGUCCUGCCAGUACAAUAACGAAAGACUCUGUACACAGAUCAACGCGGUCGGGGGGAAGGAGUUUGUCUGCUUCGUGCCGGAACCCGGGUGGGGUGACAGUCCCGAGGAAUCGAGCAAACCUGCGGGAACAGAACCUGCUGCAGCCGCGGCUCCCGCGGAAGACCCGUGCGGCGGUGACCCGGAAGCGUUGCCCGAGGCGAAGUUUCCGCCGCCCAUCGACAACUCGGCGCCCACACUGACGAUCCCGGAGAAUGAACCGCCAAAAAUCGGCCCGGAGUUCGCGCCGAAGCUGGAUUGAAUGCCUAGCUGUAAGCUGCACGACAUCGACAUUCUAUACUACUGACAGCUACAGGCGAGGUGGAAACUCUUGAUGUACAAAUCAUGAAGUGAAUGGUGUGCUUUAAUACUCUUUUCCAAACGCAAACUUGAAAACUUUUUUCGUUGAAGAAAUCGUGCCCAGGGGGCUUGCGCCGUCAUUUUUGUACGCAAGUGAGUGUAAC